AAAAAUAACCUUAAAAACGCAGAAAAGUCAGAAAACUCUAGUUCCAUGGAAGUUCAAAAUGAAUAGUGUUUAUGAUUAUUUGAUUGAUAAUGAGAAUAAUACCAAAACGAGUUUUUCAAUAUUUGUAGCGAUUUUGUACUUGAUGAUUUUAUAUAUACAAAUAAUAAGCAUUUACGUCAUGUGCAGAUUCCAAGAAAUGUAUCAAUAGUAUAAUCAGCAUUAUGUUUGUCUUUGAAGAACCUUUCGAUUCGAAUGAUGACUGGUACUUGGGUGAUAAACACAAACAUCCUGAAAAAAUAUCAAAUAAACUGCUCAAAAACAUUUCGAAUGCACAUAUCAUUGGUAUUCGAUUUUUAUUCGAAAAUUACGUGAAAAAGAGAGGAGGAGCUAUCUUGAAUGAAGAUGAAGAGCUGAACAUGCCUCUACAAGUUUGUUUAUUUUUGAGUUCACUCAAAGACAAAAUCUGUGAACAAUCGCCUGUUUUAAUAAUUUCCUCUGAAUAUUCGCUUUGUAAAUGGCAUUAUCAUGCUAGUGAAGUAGGAUUUCAACCAAACAUUAUCACCACUAAGGAUUUUGUGGAAUCAUCUUUAUAUCUCCUUAGUUCUGAUUUAUUGAAGUUGGCCGAAAAAUGUUUGGAUUUGGAUUUAUUCUGUGUAGUGAUAGAUGAUUUGGAUGUUAUAGCCACAAAACUACUUUUGAAAAAACUCCAUGGGAGUUUCAAUAUAGGACUUACCAAAAGAAACUUCUAUAAAUAUCCUGACCAAAAAGUUAAAUGGUCAAUGUUGAAUUGGAGCAAUCCUGGAUGUGUUGGAAAACUGAAUGAUUACUACAGGAUUGACCGUCAGCAUUCUUUGGCUUUUGCUGAUAAUUAUCGGUUUUGGUGGAUGAGACUCACCUGGAAUUUUUGCGACUCUUUUGAACGACCAAGUGAAGAAGAGUUGGAGGAAUAUCAACAAAAACUACAAGAAUGGGGUACUGCUCAUAACAUAAGAACCACCUGUCAACCUAAACGAGGCAUUAAAAGAACUAUAAAUAAGAAUCAAUCAACAGGCAAGAAGAAAUCUAAAUAUAUAAAAUCCGAAUCGAGUAACACACAAUCUUCGUCACCCGAUAUAACUGAAAUUAACCCAGUGGAUUCCUUUGAAAUUUCACCAACACAUUUAGAUGUAAAAACUGAACCAGACAUUACCAGAGAUGUAAUUCAGACACCCACAUAUAAUUCAACGAAAAAUGAAUCAGAGGAAGAACAUGAAGCAGGUUCUGUCGUUUCCAUUCCCACAAAUAUUGUGAAAAUGGAAGUUACCAAAGAUUUAAAAUCCGAAGAGGAUGAACCCAUUUUAUCUAUAAUCUUUUCUCAAAUACCACUUAAAACCAAAGAUAGUUUGUUUAUUGAUGAUGCUCCCGAAACAUCUAAAAAUGAUGGUCUUUUGCCUUUGGUGGAUGAUUCUCAAAGCAUGAUUGAAAGCCAAUCAUUUCAGCAGCUUUCAAAUAUUUUAGAUAAUCUUUCUGAUGAGGAAGAUAUCAAAAAAGAGAAUUCAGAUGAUGAUUCCUUCCUCUCAGAGUUUAUUUUGGGCAAAAAAUAAACAUUAAAUUUAAAAUUUGUUAGAUUUUUAGCUAAGCAUUUCAGUUUCUUCUAAAAAUGUUAUAUUGGAUAUUCAUUUUUUUGUACUAUAUAUUUUAUAUCGAAAUUUAAAUGGGUUAUCUGUUAUUUUCAUAUACUUUUAUACUUUGGACUUAUGCAAAAAUUAUUUUAUGGAUUGCAAAGGAUAUUCUGACAAACUAUUUAUUGAAACAAUUACAUAUAAUUCUAUUUAAAACAAUAGUUUCUAUUAGGGUACUCAUUCAACACUCAAACCAACAUUUAAAUUUUCAAACGUUUAAAAC
This is a messenger RNA of Coccinella septempunctata (seven-spotted ladybird), 1884 nucleotides long. RefSeq lists its product as uncharacterized. The record is from RefSeq and is a predicted model, not a curated record. NCBI's taxonomy places the organism in Eukaryota, Metazoa, Arthropoda, Insecta, Coleoptera, Coccinellidae. Bases 222 to 1583 code for a protein of 453 amino acids. The transcript has 7 exons.